AUGGCUUCUUCUCGCGCAGGACAGACCACCCAGAGCGGAGGCAAGAAGCAGCCCAAGCCUUCGUCACCCGUCAAGACGGCCUACCUAGUUCUGUACAACACCUUGUCAGCGGCCGCAUGGUCCGUCGUGCUGUUCCGCACCCUGUCCAUUGCCAUCCAGCAGGAUCCCAAGCUCGUCCACGUCGGGGUGGGGGAGUGGACAAAGUGGACGCAGACGGGUGCUCUUCUCGAGGUCCUGCACUCUCUUCUGGGCAUCGUUCGCGCUCCCCUGAUGACGACGGUCAUGCAGGUCGCAUCCCGUAUCCUGCUUGUCUGGGGCGUCGUCCACCCGUUCCCCGAGGUAGCCCUCUCGACAAACUUCUACUCGUCCAUGCUCAUCGCCUGGUCCGUCACCGAAGUCAUCCGCUACUCCUUCUUCGCCUUCUCGCUCAGCCUCGGCUCGACCCCGGGCCUCCUCACAUGGCUGCGCUACAAUACCUUCUUCGUGCUGUAUCCUCUCGGCAUCACGAGCGAGUGCGCCCUCAUCUGGUUCGCCACCGGUCCUGCCGCCCACCUCCAUCAGCUGUACCAAUAUGCUCUCUAUGCUAUCCUGGCCAUCUACGUUCCCGGCUCCUACACUCUGUAUACGUACAUGAUGAAGCAGCGUGGCAAGGUCAUGCGCGACCUCAAGGUCAAGAAGACGCAGUAA
Messenger RNA from Geosmithia morbida, 687 nucleotides. Its product is annotated as very-long-chain (3R)-3-hydroxyacyl-CoA dehydratase. Gene Ontology annotation, cellular component: endoplasmic reticulum membrane. Bases 1 to 687 code for a protein of 228 amino acids. Gene Ontology annotation, biological process: very long-chain fatty acid biosynthetic process; fatty acid elongation; sphingolipid biosynthetic process. The transcript is spliced from 3 exons. Lineage: Eukaryota; Fungi; Ascomycota; Sordariomycetes; Hypocreales; Bionectriaceae. The record is from RefSeq and is a predicted model, not a curated record. Gene Ontology annotation, molecular function: 3-hydroxyacyl-CoA dehydratase activity.